ACAAAAGCCAGCUGCUUUGCUGCACACGAGACGAUUCUUUAUCUGUUAUUGAUCUCAGGAUGAUGAAGGUGUUUAGUACUUUAGUAGCAGAAGGAUUCAAAGUCGGAUGGGACUCGGCUCGGGCUGUAUUCAGCCCAGACGCAAAGUUUGCAGCAGCAGGCUCUAGCGAUGGUGGCUUGUAUAUAUGGAACCUUAAAAAUAAUAAAGUAGAGCGGUUACUUAAAGAACACAACCAUGCAGUAUUAGCCUGUUCCUGGAGUCCAUUGGGUACCUCAAUUGUCAGCUGUGAAAAGGGCAAAACUGUCAUAGUUUGGUCAGAUUACUGA
Messenger RNA from Candidula unifasciata, 326 nucleotides. The record is from the annotation of a GenBank genome assembly. NCBI's taxonomy places the organism in Eukaryota, Metazoa, Mollusca, Gastropoda, Stylommatophora, Geomitridae.